Molecule: messenger RNA, 2042 nt
Organism: Ilex paraguariensis (yerba mate)
Lineage: Eukaryota; Viridiplantae; Streptophyta; Magnoliopsida; Aquifoliales; Aquifoliaceae
Source: the annotation of a GenBank genome assembly
AAGUAUGAAACGAGAAUACAGGCCCUUAUCAUUGUUGGCUGAAUAAAGCUGAGGAUACCAAUUUUUUUAGUAAAGAUGGAAUCUUCUUGCUUCUUCCUGGUGCACUCUUCGAGGACUCUCUAGAAUCAGACUGCAGUCCUGUCACUAUGCUCAAAAAAGCAAAAGCACUUCAGCAGAGGUAUCCUGCACUUCACAUUAUGUGUUUUCAGUCUAUCAGUUCAAUUUGCUCAGAGGCUGUUUGUACGCGUCUCCUGGAGAUUAUCAUGAAGGAAUACAUUACAUUCCCUGUUUUAUUGUCUAGCAAGAAUAUUUCUGAGUUACCAAAUGAGGCAUGCUACAUCAUAUUUAAAGAUUUUAAGAGUCCUUUGUGCUACCAUAAGAAGUAUGCAGACUUAAAGUUAAUUGAUGAAGCUAUCAAGGAGUUAAAUUUGCAGCACAAUGAGAAACCUAAGCUGAUCCAUAACUUGAAAAGCACUUGGGUAAAGCAAAUUGAACUCAUAAAGGAACCUUAUGUUUGUUCUACCUUUCGGAACUUACUCCUUUACUUCCCAGGUUGCAUAUCUGUUGACGAAACUGGCAAUCGCUUGUUCUUAUCAGACACCAAUCAUCAUCGGAUAAUUAUCUUUGACGGCAAUGGGAAGAUUUUAGACUGUAUUGGUUCUUCUCCUGGUUUUGAGGAUGGAGAGUUUGAAUCAGCCAAGUUAGUGCGUCCUGCAGCUUCAUUUUAUCAGGCUGCGGAGGAUUGCUUAUAUUUUGCGGACUCAGAGAACCAUGCCAUCAGGAAAGCUGAUCUGGAGAGGAGAGUUUUGGAGACAAUUUAUCCUAUAUCUAACAGUAAUAAGAAGAAUAACACUCUAUGGAGCUGGAUCAUGGAUAAGUUUCAGAUGAAAAGUGAUGAUGAGAUGAAGUCUGAGGAUCUUGGUCCGGAAUCAUUUUUAUUUCCUUGGCAUGUGAUGAAAUCAUCGGAUGAUGAUAUUUUGAUUCUUAACCGCAGCUUUGAAACUUUAUGGAUAAUGGAUUUGGUCUCGGGGGUUAUCAAACAAGUUACCAAAGGAUUUCCAAAGAUUUUGGAGAUCUGUGGACAGGUGAUUGAGGAAAAAUUGUCCCUCUUGAAGCAGAUGCCAUGUGAUUGGUUGCAGCUUCAGGAUGGUUCUAAUUGUUCAUUGGAGGGAAUUCCAUAUGCUGAUUCCAUAUCCACGGUAGCAACCUUUCAUGAUCAUACAGUCAUUUGUGAUACAGUUUGCCAGAGGAUAUUGAAAGUGAGUAGAAAAUCUGGGUUGAUUUCAAGUUUCCAGUUCUCAAACUUUGGGAUCCUUGGUCUACCUUAUUGGUUGUCAUUUUCUUUGGAUAGGGUUUAUCUUGUUGGUGAUGUAGUUUCUGGAGUUGAGGCUGAUCAUAUUCAGAGUUUCAGUUUGUUGCCAGGUAGGAUUGAUAUACGGUUGAAUGUAGAUAUCCCAGAAGAUAUGGAACUUGUAGAGCAAUUACAAGAAGGUUGUGUAUGGCGCCAGGCUAGAGGGGCCGCUGCUGAAGUCUCGGUGGCAGAGAGCAGGGUAUCAUCAUCAGAGAAGGUUGGUGUUGCCCAAACGUGGUAUGAUGAGUUGGAUAACCUUGCAUUGUCAACUCCGGAUAUAUAUUUGAGUGCAGAAGAGGAAAGCAAAGCUACAGAUGAUAAAAAACAAGAGGGAAGAAUUGGUAUUAAUUGUGCUGUCAAUACAAGUCCAGGAACAAGCGAGGUCAUUGUUUGUGCGGCACUGUAUUUAAAAAUGAAACGGAAUCCCAAUUCUGGUGAGGAAAGUGGGGAAGAAAAAAUGGAUAGGCUAGCAAAUAUUUUGAACCUGAAGGGAAGUGGAAGGAUGGGAAGAGAUCCAUGCAUUCAGUAUUUAUUGAAGGCAAACGUGGAUCUGGGAGAAUUUAUCUUCAUGAGACCUCUACACGUGAAGCUAAAAUUUGAUUGCCGCGACCACCCAAAAGCAGAUAAUUUGAAAGAUAUUAUUUUAACAGACUCUUCUAUUGACAUCAAUGUUUCUCUUANUUAUUACUAG